AUGCCGUGCGUGUGGGAGUGAAUUUUUAUAAAUCUGAAUCAGAAUAACUUGAUUCUAUCACCUUCACUUUUUCCACAUCAUCAAUUGCUUGUCUCUUCUACCAAGAUGACACCACCUUUCUAUCUCAUUUUCUCUUUAAUUAAGUCCUAUAUAUUUCCACUCAUUCUGUUAUUGAAGCCAGCCACAAUUGAAAAUAGACAGAGUAAGAACACAAAGAGAAGAAGAAGGAGAAGAAAAUGCAGGAUUGGGGGCCAGUUUUUGUGUCAGUGGUGCUCUUCAUUCUCCUCACUCCUGGGUUGCUGGUUCAGAUACCUGGCAGAAGCAGGGUCGUAGAAUUUGGCAACUUCCAAACUAGUGGAUUAUCCAUCCUGGUCCAUGCUGUUCUCUACUUUGCUUUUGUGUGCAUUUUCUUGCUAGCUGUUAGGAUCCACAUGUACACGGGAUAAUUCAUGAUCAUGAAAUGGAAUACAUACCCUGAAUCAGUGUGCACAUGUUGUGUCUGGGCUGGAUUGAACAAUGGUAUUUGAUGUGUUCUCGCUGUCUAUUUUUCUGUUUAUAAUUUUCAUGGAAUCAAGCUUCUGAAUUAGUGAUAAUCUAUUCAGUUUUUAGUCCUUCA
Molecule: messenger RNA, 616 nt
Organism: Lotus japonicus
Lineage: Eukaryota; Viridiplantae; Streptophyta; Magnoliopsida; Fabales; Fabaceae
Exons: 1
Coding region: 237-446 (69 amino acids)
Source: RefSeq, a predicted model, not a curated record